AUGAAUCGUUUGCCAUAUGUGUGCGACUCUUGCACGGCGCAAGUCGCCCGGGUCUCGCCUCGUCGCCCUCAGAGUCAACUAUCACGCUUGACACCACUCCGCCGGCAUUACAGCGUCCAGACUGCUCGCCCGUUUCGCAUUGCCAUUGUGGGUUCGGGUCCGGCGGGUUUCUAUGCGGCGCAUCGAUUGCUAGCUAAAGCUGAAGAUGCGGUGGUGGAUAUGUAUGAGAAGCUACCGGUGCCGUUCGGGUUGGCGCGGUACGGUGUAGCUCCAGACCACCCGGAGGUCAAGAACUGCGAGGAAAAGUUCACAGAAGUAGCCGGAUCUCCCCGUUUCAACUUCAUCGGCAAUAUCGAAUUGGGAGAGAGUCUUCCCCUCCGAGUUUUGAAACCCCACUACGAUGCCAUUCUGUUCUCCUACGGAGCACCAAAGGACAAAGAGCUAGGGAUCCCAGGCGAAAAGGCCAUUCGAAAUGUAUACUCGGCCCGUGAAUUCGUGGGAUGGUACAACGGCCUUCCGGAACACCGUGAUCUAGCACCAGAUCUGACCGCUGGGGAGGACGCUGUGAUCAUUGGACAAGGAAAUGUGGCAUUGGAUGUCGCACGCAUAUUGCUUUCGGAUAUUAAUGAAUUACGCAAGACCGACAUUGCCGAAUAUGCAGUGGAGGAAUUACUGAAAAGCAAGAUUAAACGAGUGCGCGUGGUUGGCCGUCGAGGGCCGAUGCAGGCAUCCUUCACAAUCAAGGAACUUCGCGAACUCCUUCAACUUCCAUCCGUCUCCUUCGACCCGGUCCCGAAAGACCUCUUCCCCUCAAACAACAUCAUCUCAUCCCUCCCACGCGCCCAAAAACGCCUCAUUCAACUCCUCGAAAAAGGCUCAACCAACGACCCCUCAACAUCCUCCAAAUCCUGGUCCCUGGACUUCCUUCUCUCCCCCGAAUGCCUAAACUGGUCGCCCAUCUACCCCUACCGCCUCUCGCACGUCAAAUUCUCCCGCAACGUACUCGACCCCUCAGACCCGCACUCCUCAAGCGCAAAAGUAUCACCCAAGUACCUCUCCAGUGGCAACCGCGCACAGGUCAACAUCCCCGCAAACACAUUCUUCCGCAGCGUUGGCUACAAAUCGCUGCCGUUGCCCGGGCUGGAGGAGGACCUAGGCGUUCAAUUCGAUGAGCAGCGCGGCGUAAUACCGAACGAUGGAUUCGGGCGGAUAACAACGCCCAAGGACACGGGCGAUACGCAGCGUCUUCCGGAUGGCUCGCUCCUCUCGCAUCUUCCAGGGCUUUAUUGCGCGGGGUGGGUGAAGCGUGGUCCGACGGGGGUUAUUGCGACUACGAUGACGGAUGCGUUUAGUACUGCUGAUACCAUCGUGGCUGAUAUGGGUAGUCAGCGCCAGCAUGCACUACUGAACUCGCCGGGUCGGAGCACUGGAUUGGGCUGGGAGGGGGUGCAGGCGGAAGCUAGAGAACGGGGGUUGCAGACGACGAGCUGGAGUGACUGGGAGAUGAUUGAUGCUGUGGAACGGAAAAUGGGGAAGGAGAAAGGGAAGCUGAGGGAGAAGUUUGGUCGUGUCGAGGAGAUGUUGGAGGUUGUUUCGUGA
This is a messenger RNA of Aspergillus ruber CBS 135680, 1599 nucleotides long. Its product is annotated as NADPH-adrenodoxin reductase. Gene Ontology annotation, biological process: ubiquinone biosynthetic process. The transcript is spliced from 3 exons. NCBI's taxonomy places the organism in Eukaryota, Fungi, Ascomycota, Eurotiomycetes, Eurotiales, Aspergillaceae. Gene Ontology annotation, cellular component: mitochondrion. The coding region runs from base 1 to 1599 and encodes 532 amino acids. The record is from RefSeq and is a predicted model, not a curated record.